AUAAAUAGGUCUGUAAAGCCUAAGACCACAGUAGCUGGCAGGGGUCAACAUGGGUAUCUUCGCAGGGUUGGUGGCUCUGACCUUUGUGGUCAAUUCCGUAUACGGAUAUGCUUUGGCACCUUCUAUAUCCUGGCCGGAGGAGUAUCACUUCAAGGCUGAGGAAAUCAACCUGUCCGCCGACAUCAUGAAGCCCUUCGAGAUCUGGUACAGUUCAAUACACAACCGAUCUCGGAUCGACAUGUUUGGGGGUACAAUCACCCGCUAUUACUACGGCUCCUACUAUGAUAAUGAACACGAUUUUCAUUACGGAAAGAUCUACAUGGUUCACCCACAAGUAGCGGAGGAUGACUCUAAAACUGAGGUCAAAUGUGAGGUGGACAUGUACUUUGAUGACCAGGAGGAGUUCCUGCCCUCCCUGUCUGAGUUCGAGUAUUCAGGAGAGAAGGAGCAUGAUGGCAGGACAGUGCAGGUGUGGACGAAGAACUCAGUGUCACGUCGCGUGUUGAAGGUAGAGGAGACUCUACUUGUGACUGCCAUUGAUGGGGAAAUCGUCAUACCGUUGCACCACUAUAAGAAAUCCUUCAACACGAAGGACGGGUCCCUCCAGAGUGACGAGGUGGUCAACUACUACAACUACAAGGAUGACGUGAAGCUAGAUGAUCUCGACGCGCGCCGACUUCACUGCGAGGAAUGGUCAGAACUGUCUCAUGACCUGCAUGAGGCUCUCAAGGUGCUGCAUCCUACCAUCGAUAGCGACGUGAGCAGCGCUUUCCGCAGGUUCAAGAGGCACCACGACAAAAAUUACGAAGAAGAAGAACAUAAAAUGAGACAGGAGAUCUUCAGGCAAAACUGGCGCCACAUUGAGGAGCACAACAAAAAGAAACUCAGCUACAGGCUAGCUAUCAACCAAUUCGCAGACAAGACUAUGGAAGAGCUGUCAUACCUCAGCGGGAUGGGGGUAUCUGACCCCAUCCGUGAAGGCACGCACAAGUUUCCCCACACUGACGCAGAGAUCGAGGACAUGGCUAGUCAUCUACCCCUGAACUUCGAUCUGAGGGACCUGGGUGUCCUUUCGCCUGUUAGAAACCAAGCGAGCUGCGGGUCAUGCUGGGCAUUCGCAGCAGCAGCUACGUUGGAGGGGGCGUUAGCGAGGGCCAAUGGAGGGAGGGUGCUGGACCUCAGCGAGCAGUCACUUGUUGACUGCGCAUGGGCGUUCCGCAGUCACGGAUGUGCGGGCACGCAGGCUAUCGACGCGGUAUUCGAUUACCUCAUGAAGCAUGGUAUGCCUACCGUGCGAGAGUAUGGACCCUAUUUGGAAGAGGACGGGUAUUGCAACAUAAACAACAUGACUGAGGUCUACAACAUCAAGGGCUACGUCGGAGUCACCAAGAACAGUCCUAACGCACUCCGCGCCGCCGUCUACAAAUACGGACCAGUCACUGUUGGCGUGCUGGUCACUCAGAAUAUGGUCUUCUACAAAAGCGGGGUCUUUUAUGAUCUUGAAUGUGAGCCAGGUCCAAUGAACCAUGCAGUGACCCUCGUCGGCUACGGUGUCCGGGAUGGAGACCUGUACUGGAUCAUCAAGAACUCGUGGGGGGAGGCCUGGGGCGAGUCCGGGUACAUCCUGCUGUCCGCUUCCGGUGACAACUGCAACACCAUGCAUUCUGCCUUCUACCCUGUGCUAUAGGGUGCUCAAGUUUUAGUGCUAGUGUUCUAAUGCUUCAAUGUUGUAUAUAAGUAGUACCUAAUAAAUUUCCACGUGCCUCUGAA
Molecule: messenger RNA, 1770 nt
Organism: Pectinophora gossypiella (pink bollworm)
Lineage: Eukaryota; Metazoa; Arthropoda; Insecta; Lepidoptera; Gelechiidae
Product: pro-cathepsin H-like
Exons: 13
Coding region: 50-1687 (545 amino acids)
Cellular component (GO): lysosome
Molecular function (GO): cysteine-type endopeptidase activity
Source: RefSeq, a predicted model, not a curated record